This is a messenger RNA of Thamnophis elegans (Western terrestrial garter snake), 483 nucleotides long. It is a transcript of the gene FMC1, whose product is annotated as formation of mitochondrial complex V assembly factor 1 homolog. The record is from RefSeq and is a predicted model, not a curated record. Gene Ontology annotation, cellular component: mitochondrion. Lineage: Eukaryota; Metazoa; Chordata; Lepidosauria; Squamata; Natricidae. The coding region runs from base 57 to 398 and encodes 113 amino acids. The transcript has 2 exons.
GGUGAAAGAGGGGCUCUCUGAUUGGCUGCAUAUUACAUUCCAAUAGCGGAAGCAAAAUGGCGUCUCUCGGGUCGCCGCUUCGCACUUUCCGUGGUCUAUUGAGGGAGCUCCGUUAUGCUCUGGGAGGGAGCGAUGUCUCCUACCGAAACAAGGCAGCAUAUCGUUACUUGAAGGAAGCUUUCCGCUGCCAUCGGGUAACCAGUGAAAAACUCUGCAAAGCCCAGCAUGACUUACAUUUUCAGGCUGCUACUUAUCUCUGUCUUCUGCACAGUAUCCGGGAACAUUUAAUAUUACAUAAGGAAUAUCAUGGCAAAGGAGAACGAUCAUCAGAGGUAGUGGCAGGACUUGUAGGAUUUAAACUACCACAACAGCCUGGAGGAAAGGGAUGGGAACCAUAAAUGUGAUUUAACUAUUUCAUAAGAAUUAUUGAGCUGUAUUUUAUUUCAAAAUUCUUUAAAUAAAAAUGCUUAUAUGACAUAUAUA